UUGCUAUGUGCCUAGUUGUAAAAAUGAAGAUGUUUUUGAAUUUGACAGAUGUUUCAUGUGUUUUUUUUUAAAUGACAUUUUAAAAAUGUUUACUAUUUUGGAUCAGAAUCAAUUUUGAAAUGGUUUAAAUUUUCAAAAAUCAAUAACGACUUACAAAAUAUAAUAAAAGUUCACAGAAAUUAUGACAAACCUUACCCAAAUCAGUUUGGAAGCUCUUUUAUUAAGAGCUACAAACUGUAAUAAAACAAAUUUAGAUAGUGUUGCUGUAGAAGCUUUUAUUACCUUAAUAAACAAGGAACGAGAUGGACCUACACUUGGUGUAAAAGUAAUUGCUUCGAGACUUCCCGUGGAUAAUGAGAAAGAAGUUCUUUCUACAUUAAAUAUCCUCGAUAUGUGUAUGUCAAAAUGUGGUAGUGUGUUUCAGGAUGAAGUAGGCAAAUUUAGGUUCUUAAAUGAAAUGAUAAAAUUGGUAUCACCUAAAUAUCUUGGUUCUAAAACUCCUCUCACAGUAAAACAGAAAAUAUUGCAGUUAUUAUAUUUAUGGACGCUAGAUUAUCCAAAAGAGGUUAAAAUCAAAGAAGCUUUUGAUAUGUUAAGAAAGCAAGGUGUUAUAAAAGAAAUCCCAAACCCUAACAUUCCACAAGAAGCAAUAGUGCAUUGUUUAUCAGGUUUUGAAACGAGAAAAAAGAUUGGAAACUCGGUAUUUCAAGAUGAGGAAAAGUCAAAUAUUUUAAGAAAGCUUUUACAAAGUAAAGAUCCUGAAGAUAUACAAGCUGCUAAUUGGCUGAUUAAAAGUAUGGUGAAAGAGGAUGAAAAAUUAGCAGACCUUAAGAGUAAGGCAGUUUCUGAGCUAGAAUCUGUACAAAAUAAUUUAAAAUUAUUAAAUGAAAUGAUGGGCUCCUACAAUAAAGGUGUUACUACUAAAGGAGAAUUAGAUUUAAUGGAUGAGCUCUAUAAUAAUUUAUUGCGCUUAUCACCUAAUUUAAAAACAAUUGCUUGUGAGACUGACCAUUGUCCAGCGGAUUUGAUGGAAUCGGUACUAAAAACAAUACAUGAUCUGACAGAAUGUUUAACAAGAUACAAAUUACAAAUUUUGCAUGAAAAGUCAAGCAGUUUGAAACAAAGUAAUUUAUCAUCAUUGCUAGAACUGGAUCAACAAGCUAUUAAUGUUAGUUCUUUAUCCUUAAUAGAAAUGGACCAACCAAAAGAAAUUAGGAAUGAGGGAUGUUCUUGUAGUAAUCAAUUGAAUAAAGCUAACAAGAAAAAUUCAGUUGAUGCUCUAUAUGAUGUGUUUGCUGGAUUAGGAAGUAUUCCUCAAACAACAAAUAUAUUACAGCCUGUAGCCAUUCCAAGUUGUAAAGAGAAAUGUUCAUUGGAAAGAGAGAAGGAAAAUAAAUUAAAAGCUUUGGAGGACUUAGAUGUGCUAGAAGAACAUUUACUCAAAGAAAAUUUACCUUCAUCCAAUUACAGACACCAAGAUAAAAUACCAAUGAAUUUGCUUACAAAAAUAAAUGAAAAUCAUAACUUGAAUGAAGAAACUAGUGAAUCCUUAAAACUAAAUUUGAAUUGUCUCAUAGACACACCAACUUUUAGCCAAAGAAAUAUGAGUAAUGAUGAGACCUUGAGUUUAGCUGACAAUGUAGAUGACUGUUUAGUAGAUAUAACUGAAGAUUUUAGUGAAGGCAGUGAAAGGGGAGAUAAUAUAAAAAGUAGUAAAAAAGAACAAAAUGAAUUAUCUGUGGACAAUGGAGAUAUGCAAAGUAGUGUAACACAAAAAACGAAUGUUGAAAAUGGUGCGGAUAACGCAAAUUUAAAUGGACAGUCAAAUGAUUCAUCUAAAAAUCAUUGUGAUUCUGUUGCCAAAUCAAACUGUCCUGAGCUCGCUGUAAAUUUGAAAGAGAUUUUUGUUAAACUAGAAGACAUAAAGCCAAGUUCUAAGAAAUCAAUUGUAGCGCUUGAUGAGAAAAAUGGCAUUACAGUUCUUUUGCAUAUGGCAAAAGACAAACCUAGACCGGGAGUAAUAGUUUAUGUAAUUACAACUAUAAGUAGAAAUGAAGUAGCCUUGACUAAUUAUAUGUUCCAAGCAGUUGUACCAAAGAAAUGUAAAUUGAAGCUGCAAUCGCCAUCAUCAACAGAUUUACCACCUUUCAAUGCAUUUCUACCCCCGGCCGCUAUUACACAGAUCAUGUUGAUUGCAAAUCCCGAACUGGUCAGGGUAUCGCUCAAAUUUGUCGUCAGUUAUGUUAUCGAUGACGAUACCGUAACGGAAAUGGGUGAAAUUGAGGAUCUCCCCACUGGCGAGUAAUUGACAUUCCAUGUAAAAUAUGUAUCAACAUUCUAAUUUUGUUAUAAUUCAAUUCGGCAAUGAAGACUGUUUUAUUAAUAAUUAGUUUUUGUGAUCAUUCCUAUUUCUCUUGUAGAAAAAUGUAUUUAAUAACUUGUUAUUGCUGAAUUGAAAUAUACCUAUAUAAAAGUUUAAAUGCUUCUCAAGUAAAAAGUAUUUAAAAUUAUUCUAGUCUAUCUGAAUCGAUUUCCUUAUUUACAGAGUUGUUUAUUUUUUAUGUUUUUUUUUGUUUGUAAAUUUUUUAUCAAAUGUUAGAUUUUGUCAUAUAGAAUUAAGGAGGGCACUGACUUGUUAAAUUGUGUUAGGGUACAUCCAGACUGGGAGCGUCAGCGCAGCGUCAUAUGAGUUUUUUAGGUUUUCAGUUUGUAAAAUGGCUUCAAGGAGAGCAUCAGUUUAAUUUUACUAUUGGAAACACCAUAUUUUACAUUCAAAAGAAUAGACAAAAAAGUAGAAAUUCACCCUAGAAACAGAAGAAGAUAUCUGCAUGGAGAAUGUCAUCAUUUAUAUUUUGAAUUGGAAGAACAUCCUGAUAGAUCCUUUUCAAUUGUGAUACUUUUAGCGGGAAUACAAAACCCAUACAAAAAAUUUCGAAAGCUCUCAUAUAUUUACUCGUUCUGUGAAAAAAUACUUACUUGAAAUACCUAAAAUUGUAGCUAUUUCUUCAAAUAGUCGAUCACGCAGAUUUCUUUUUUUUUAUUUUUUGCAUUCCACAGUGCAAGUCUUGCUUGUAUUUCGGCGAUUAGCAUAUCUGCGUGCUGGUCCGCAGACGCCAUGACAACCACUGACCGCUCGAAAUCUCGCCGAAAAACAAUUCACAUUGAACUCGACGCUCAGAGGACGCUAGUUUAACGCCGAACGCGACGCUUUCUGCCUGAACGGUCUAAUUUAAGUUAAAUGAAUUGAUUCCAUUUCGUGGCUACGCAAAUGUGACCCGACGGCGACGGUCGACGCUCUCAGCCUUAAUGUACCUUUAGUUCUAACAUAGCGACGACUCUAGUGCAGUCAGUUGAUGCAGUCAGUUGAAUAGUCAAUUUUGAACUUGAUUUCUAAUAUUUGAACCUAUCUCAUUUAUGAUAAAUAAUUUUUGAGAUUAUUUGGAGGCGUUUACACAGAUAAAUAUUGAUAUCUUACUUAUACAUUAUAUCUGGUCGCGAUUGCUAUUGCAAAAUACAUUAAACUUCUAAUUAAAUUUCGGUAGAGUACAAAGGUGUUCCCCUAAGCUAAUAGCUCUCGGCUGUACCGGAGUAUAGUUAACUUAAUACCAAAGAGGCGAUAAGAAAUUGGUGGAAAUUUUUUUGAAGAGUGUAUAAUGGUCGCUAGAUGGCGCAACUGAUAUAGCAAACAAGAAAAUGGAAUUUUUACAAAAUUUAACUAGGAUAAGGGCUAUUAUAAAUAAUGGCGUCAUAAUUUUAGCAAAUGUCGGAUUUUUUGGUUUAAACAAUUUUGCCCUAACUGCUAAAAUGAAGUUUUGGGGGAAGGUCAGAUCUGUGUUUAUUUAAAUGUUAAAAUAACUCCGUCGGGAAAUCCAACCAACUAGGGUGUAAAAGAGCGUUCUUUACUCUAUAUUAUACCACAUAUCACAUUAACAAUAAUUGCAAAGUUUUCAACAAAUUAAGUAAUGCAAUAGUACAUGUAAUUUUAGCUGUAAAGAGAAAUAAAAGCUUAAAAAAUCAGCGAAAACUGCAUCUUUGAUAUAUUUUUUCAAACCGAAGAUAUUAGCAAAAAUAUAAUAAAUAUGAUAAAAUAAGUCCUUAACUACCUUAUUGAACAGAGUUUCAGUUGCCGUUUUGAUUAUUGGUGAAUAAUGAUUAUUGUAAUGAAUAAAAUAAUCGUUUCUAUUUUAUUUCCUAUUAGAAUGGUCUUAAUCAAUAAUUAAUAGAGAACAACGGCCUAUGGAAGAGUCGGCCGCUGCUGGCACGUAUACGUAGACGUACACGUGUAAAAAUAUUAGAAAUGCGCAUGCGUACGUAAACUUUUACGUGUUUGUAGUCUGUGGCUUGUUCUCUAUUAAUAUACCAGAGGCCCGAUUCUCUAAACAUAUUUCCUGUCUAGUGACUCAUCAAUCGCAUACAAAUAGCAUAGGCUAGACAGGAAAUUUCUUACUACAGAGCUUACAGAAUCCCACUGCAGAAUACCAUAAUGUCAGUCUAAAGAUAACGCCCCCUAGCGUCUACUGUUAAAUGCUUAUUAUUAUCGUUUAUAUGGUCUAAUAUAGAAUAAAGAACGCUCUUUUAAACGAGCUCUAGUUCGUUUUUUAAACGAGCUCUAGUUCGUUGGAACAAUAGUAUUUCCUUCAAUAAAUAAAAUCUUGCCUGUCAGUGCCAUAUUUCCACAGUCAAACUUGAUGUUUUUUUUAUAAAUUAUUAAUCUCAAAUUUUCAAAGGGAGGGGUGAUAAUAUACCUUAUAAAAUUGAUGAACGACUAGCAACUAAGGUAAAAUGAAAUUGAAAUCAAAAGACGAUUGUGUAUUAUAUUUCUAGGCUUAUUAAUGUCAAUAUUUGGGUUUGCCGAAUGAACUUAUGUGGAACUUAUGUCAGAUCUCAAUUAUUAUUGUAUAAUUUUUCUUUUAUAUAUAAUCGUCUGUGCUGUGAAAUAGUAUUUAUUGUUUUUUACUUAGUAACAUCUAGUCGUAUAAAUGUAGUUUUAUUUUUCAAUGAUAUCAAAAUCAAAAUUAUAGCAUAAUAUGUAGAGGGAAUAGUAAUAAAUCGGUACAACCAAUACGUGCCCUAUAUUGAAAUGUUCUUAAGUAGGUCCUCUCGAAAACAUAAUCUGUCAAUUAAUUUUAACUAAAAUUGUCGGAAAACGUAGUUAAAAUAUGUUUUUUUUCUUCUAAUUAUUGAUUUUGUUAGUGUAGUCUGCCCAACGAGCCAGGAAAGAUUUUGACAGGCAUCCAAAAAAAGAGGCAAAACACAAUUUGCCUAUGAAGUAAAAUGACAGAGAAAGCUGUCAUUGUCGGCCAUCCUGUCGUUGUACAGAUUAUAUUUCAAGUUAUAGUAACGUCAAAUAUUUUGUAUAGGGCAUUUUUUUGGUAGUGAUUUUAUUAUAUUUAUAUACAUGUUCUGCCACCAAGAUGGAGGCGACGACUACAAAUUUCAAAUAAACUUUAUUACAAACAAUCCAUGGCCCCAUACGGUUAAUGAAAUAUAUAGGCUUGGUGCAUUUCAGUUGAUUUUAAAAAUUCGCAUUAAAAUGAUAAUGAAAUCGUGACCGCAAAAAUAGCAACACGAACAGGAAGGGCAUUAUUGUGCGGUUGGUGGGUGCAAUAACAUUCAAUACAUCUCUCUAGUGAUGGGAAUGCCGGUUCCACGUGAGUCGCGUUACAAUAGCGACGAUUCCAGAAAAAUAUCGCGACAAAAUACCGCGAUUUUGUAACCGAGGUUCCGACUUCCAAAGUGUUGCGGUUCUCGCUAAAAAUAUAUCCAACUUAUCUAUAUUUGUAGAUUAAUCUAGGAACUAGUGGGGUUGCAGUCGGAAGGGUUUGACAAAUAAUUAAUACACUUUGUUAAUUGUCAAGCUUUCGGAAUUUAUUCAUUCCUUCCUCAGGACAUUAACAUGGUACAGAAAAGACCUUCAUAAAAAACUACAUUAGAAAAUUUGGCUUCUAUUGAAAACUCCACCGUGAAGCAUCGCUUGCCAGUCAACCACAAAAAAAGGAGAGGGCUCUUAUCGGGCGGUUAAGCCGCCUGAUAUUUAUUUAAAACAGUGGAAUAAUUAAGAGAUGUUCGAUUAAAAAUUCAAUUGCGUCUCAAUCUAAGGCGUGAAGGCGCAAAGCUGGGGCAGCAAUUUCAAUGUCUAAGGAAACAAAAACAGAGAUGUCUUUAUAUAUCGACAUUCUUAAUUUGUCGAUAUUGUUGCUAUAAGAAAAAUAAUUCGUAUUUUUACCAAUGCGGUGUGGUAAAUCCUAAGAUUUACUGUUUGGGCCCGGUAAAGGUCCGAAAUGGAAGCAAAAUAAAGAAGUUUUUGAGCUUUUACCACUUGCCUUUGGUAAAUCCUAGGUUUAGCGCGCUUAUCCUAGGUUUUACCGCAAAAUAAAAACACUAAAUCACCACAAUACACCAAAAC
This is a messenger RNA of Sitophilus oryzae (rice weevil), 6406 nucleotides long. It is a transcript of the gene Gga, whose product is annotated as ADP-ribosylation factor-binding protein GGA1. The coding region runs from base 182 to 2305 and encodes 707 amino acids. The record is from RefSeq and is a predicted model, not a curated record. Gene Ontology annotation, cellular component: trans-Golgi network. Gene Ontology annotation, molecular function: phosphatidylinositol binding; small GTPase binding; ubiquitin binding. Gene Ontology annotation, biological process: vesicle-mediated transport; intracellular protein transport. NCBI's taxonomy places the organism in Eukaryota, Metazoa, Arthropoda, Insecta, Coleoptera, Curculionidae. The transcript is spliced from 10 exons.